Messenger RNA from Pezoporus occidentalis (night parrot), 333 nucleotides. It is a transcript of the gene KCNE5, whose product is annotated as potassium voltage-gated channel subfamily E regulatory subunit 5. The record is from RefSeq and is a predicted model, not a curated record. The coding region runs from base 1 to 315 and encodes 104 amino acids. NCBI's taxonomy places the organism in Eukaryota, Metazoa, Chordata, Aves, Psittaciformes, Psittacidae. Gene Ontology annotation, molecular function: delayed rectifier potassium channel activity; transmembrane transporter binding; voltage-gated potassium channel activity involved in ventricular cardiac muscle cell action potential repolarization. Gene Ontology annotation, cellular component: membrane. Gene Ontology annotation, biological process: ventricular cardiac muscle cell action potential; negative regulation of delayed rectifier potassium channel activity; membrane repolarization during action potential. The transcript has a single exon.
AUGAACUGCAGCGAGCCGCGGCGGCUGCAGGCGCUGCUCAGCGCGCUGCUGCGGGAGCUGCGCCGCGGCGGCAACGCCAGCGCGGCCGGUGCGGGUCCCGGUGCUGGUCCCGAUGCCGGGGGGGACGCGUCGCUCUACAUCCUGCUCAUCAUGAUCUUCUACGGCUGCCUGGCCGGGGGGCUCAUCCUGGCCUACACCCGCUCGCGGAAGCUGGAGUCCAAGCACGACCCGUACCACCUCUACAUCGAGCGCGACUGGGGCCGCGCCGGGCCGGGAGAGGAGGGCGGCCCCGCCGAGGGGCAGCGGCUGAUGUGAGCGCUGCCCGGCCGGUCC